This is a messenger RNA of Myotis brandtii (Brandt's bat), 1906 nucleotides long. It is a transcript of the gene DISC1, whose product is annotated as disrupted in schizophrenia 1. Gene Ontology annotation, cellular component: mitochondrion; intermediate filament cytoskeleton; centrosome. The annotation marks the transcript as partial. NCBI's taxonomy places the organism in Eukaryota, Metazoa, Chordata, Mammalia, Chiroptera, Vespertilionidae. Gene Ontology annotation, biological process: neuron migration; cilium assembly. The record is from RefSeq and is a predicted model, not a curated record. The transcript is spliced from 13 exons.
UGGACCCGGGCGGGCGGCCCCCGGCUGCAGGGUGAGCCACUCUCUGUACUGGACACAGACGCCGCUUCCUCCUGCUCCCCGGAUCCCCCAAAGUGUGAGGGGGCUGCUAGCCGCUGGGACCCGCUGCUCCGGAAGUGCGAGCCCCUGCUGCAGGGGUGUCUGCUCAGCCACCGCCGACGGCUGGAGGUGAACGCCUUAAGGCUGAAGCUUCAGAAACUCCUGGAGAAAGCCGUUGAGGAGGAUGAUUAUGAUAAGGCGGAGACGUUCAAGCACAGAUUGGACGACCUGGAGGAGGAAGAGGAGGAGGAGAGCGGCCUGCGCUUCCAGCUCCCCUCGAGGCAGCCGGCCCUCUGCAGCCUCCUGGUCCACCUGGGAGCCCAGGCCGAGGCCGCCCUGUGCCGGGCCGCUCAGCAGGCGGGCAGUGAGGACACCCAGGCCCCCCUCCCCAUGGAGCCCCCCGCUGACGACCCCCCGUGCGUGUCCAUCACCAGACGAGACCGGCUUCUUCACGAAAAGCAGCAGCUGCAGGAGGAGAUGGAAGCCCUGCAGGCCCGGAUGUCUGCGCUGGCAGCGAAGGACCAGCAGCUGAGAAGGGAGAUGGAGCUGCAGCAGCAGCUCCUCCGGUGGCGGGACUGUGACCUGCGGCCCCUGCUGGACGGGCUGGCCCCGGGCGAGCUGCAGGAGGUCCACCAGGCGGCGAGGGACACCCUGGCGCUGGCCGGUCAGAGCCCCCUCCCUGCAGGACCUCCCGAAGCCGUAAGGAGCCUCCAGGAAAGGCUGAAACCCCUCCACUGGUCCCUGGGAGAAAUCGCUGCGAAGGUGUGCAGGACCCAGAGGCUGUGCGGCUCCCUGCGGAGGAGCCUUCACGAGAUCGAGACCCAGCUUCCGGUGUUGCUGGAGGCCAAAAUGCUCGCCGUGUCAGGAAACCAUUUCUCCACGGCCAAGGAGCUCGCAGAGGAGAUCGGCGCGCUGACCUUGGAGAGGGACGGGCUGGAGGGCCUCCUGGCCCGGCUGGCGGGGCUGAGCGCCAGGAACGUCGCCGCGCUGGGGGGUGUGAAGGCCGAUUACAGCCGGCUGCAGAGGGAGCUGGACCGCGGGAAGGCCGCCCACGAAGCCAGCGUGAAGGAGGAGGCCGAGAGGUACAUGGACGCGCUGGAGGGCAAGCUGCGCAGCUGCCCGUGUCCGCUGCUGGGAAGAGUGUGGGAAGCCGACCUGGAGGCUUGCCGGUUGCUGAUCCAGAGCCUGCAGCCCCCGGAGCCGCGGGGCAGCCCGUCCGCAGAGGAUGAGCCGCCGCUCGGAGACGUGGCGGGCAGCGGCCCCGGGCCCCACGCCGCCGAGGAUGGGAGCAGGACCCCCCUGCAGGCGUCCGAGGAGUGGAAGGCGCCCCCGGCUCCCUCUCCCCACCGCGCUGCCAGCGAACAGAGAGAGGAUCCGCACGCCCUUUCCGCAGAGCUGGGCGAGAAAUGCGAAGCCAUCGGCAAGAAGUUGCUGUGCCUGGAGGAUCAGCUGCACACGGCCAUGCACAGCCUCGAUGAAGUCCUCAUUCAGUCCCUGCGGAGCGAGCUCCUCCUGGUGAAGGAGACCCUGCAGGCCAUGAUCCUGCAGCUCCAGCCCCCCAGGGAGGCGGGGGAGAGCGAGGUGGCCUCCUGGGCCACAGCUGGUGUGCGGGAAGCGCAGGCCUGAGGCGUGCGGGACGCGACAAGGGAAGGAGACGCGCAAUCGACGGAGCUGAUGGACCCCAGGUCCGGGAUGAGCAGCUUUUCGCCGUCCGUCUGUGCUUCACGUGCAUCUCCGAGCUCAGAUGAAAACCCCUGAAGAUUUCCAGGGAGCAGCCUAUCAGUGGGCAGCAUUUCCGCUUUCUUCUUUUUUAAAAAUAUAUAUUUAUUGAUUUCAGAGAAGAAGUGAG